CGGGAGGCCAAUGAGCGUGCGGGGGCGGUGCGCUGGCUGGCCGGGGGGCGCCGUCGGGGGCCGAGAGGCAGCGACCCUCGGUCGGGAUGGCAGCGGCGGCGCGCGGCGCGUGGGUUGUACGGCGACGCGUGGCGCUGAGGCUGCCGCGGAGAGAUGGUACUCCCUGGAUCGCCUCAGCUGCCGCCUCCUUCUCCUCCUCAGUGCCAACAACCAAGCUCUUCAUUAAUGGGAAGUUUGUUGAGUCCAAAACUACUGAAUGGAUUGAUAUCCACAACCCGGCCACAAAUGAAGUGGUUAGCCGUGUACCAAAAGCCACAGCCAGUGAGAUGGAGGCAGCUGUGGCUUCUUGCAAAAAGGCUUUUUGGAGCUGGUCAGAAACAUCUGUUUUGAGUCGCCAGCAAAUCUUCUUGCGUUAUCAACAACUCAUCAAAGACAAUCUGAAAGAAAUUUCAAAACUCAUCACCUUUGAGCAAGGGAAGACCCUGGCUGAUGCUGAGGGAGAUGUGUUCCGAGGCCUCCAGGUGGUUGAACAUGCUUGCAGUGUGACGUCCCUCAUACUGGGAGAGACCAUGCCUUCCAUCACUAAAGACAUGGACACUUGCACCUACCGUCUGCCUCUGGGCGUCUGUGCUGGAAUUGCACCAUUCAAUUUCCCAGCCAUGAUUCCUCUUUGGAUGUUCCCGAUGGCUAUGGUUUGUGGAAACACCUUCUUGAUGAAACCAUCUGAGCGUGUGCCAGGAGCGCUCAUGUUCCUUGCUAAGCUGUUUCAGGAUGCUGGUGCCCCCGAUGGGACCCUGAAUAUCAUCCAUGGACAACAUGAAGCUGUGAACUUCAUUUGUGACCAUCCGGAUAUCAGAGCAAUCAGCUUUGUGGGAUCUAAUCAGGCUGGCGAGUACAUCUACGAGAGAGGAUCUCGGAAUGGCAAGAGAGUCCAGGCCAACAUGGGAGCCAAGAACCAUGGUGUGGUUAUGCCUGAUGCCAACAAAGAGAACACCUUGAACCAGUUGGUUGGAGCUGCUUUUGGAGCAGCUGGCCAACGCUGCAUGGCCCUAUCUACAGCAAUUCUAGUGGGGGAAGCUCAGCAAUGGCUGCCAGAGCUUGUGGACAGAGCCAAAAAUCUACGUGUAAAUGCAGGAGACCAGCCUGGAGCAGAUCUAGGGCCUCUAAUCAGCCCCCAGGCUAAGGAACGGGUUUGCCAUCUGAUUGAGAAAGGAGUAAAAGAAGGUGCCAGCCUUCUUCUAGAUGGACGUAAUAUCAAGGUGAAGGGCUAUGAAAAUGGCAAUUUUGUUGGGCCAACAAUCCUUGCAAAGGUCAAGCCAGACAUGACUUGCUACAAGGAAGAAAUCUUUGGGCCUGUCCUAGUUGUUCUGGAAGCAGACACUUUGGAUGAUGCUAUUGAGAUGGUGAACAAUAACCCCUACGGAAAUGGAACUGCAAUCUUCACCACCAAUGGAGCCACAGCUCGGAAAUACUCUCACCUGGUAGAUGUGGGGCAGGUGGGUGUCAACGUUCCAAUCCCAGUACCUCUGCCCAUGUUCUCUUUCACUGGCUCUCGUGCUUCUUUCAGAGGGGACACCAACUUCUAUGGCAAGCAGGGAGUGCAGUUCUACACACAGCUGAAAACUGUAAUUUCUCAAUGGAAAGAGGAAGAUGCUACUGUUACCAAGCCUGCUGUGGUUAUGCCAACCAUGGGAAACUAAAUCAGCCUCUGCAGAUGCUGUUCCUGGUGCCCUUCUUCUAUGCUGCACUCCCCAGCUCUGUCCUGACUAUCUUCAUUUCUGUGGGAACAAACAGAAGGCUCCAUUUUCUCAAGGACCUGUGUAGAUCAGGCAGGGUCAUAUAACGCACAGUCUGGGUUUUCUGUUGCUGUCACUGGUGUUUUGGCUAGCUGAAUUACUUUUUUUCCCCCCUACAGCUUUUCACAGGUGAAACAACCUUAUCUAAUUGGAAGGGCAGACAGUGAGAUUGGUCUUAAUUUGUAUUUCUAGACACACUGAACUUGAAUACUACUCUGGUUUCUACUUCAUUAUCUUUAGCCUUAGUGACUCACUCCUGGCUACAUCUUGUAGCAUUUGUAUUUACCUCUUUAACUUACAUGUUAAGAUUCUGAGUUCACCCUUCUCAAAGAUUAGUACUUUGAGUGACAUAGCUGGGACCUUAGAUGUCUCGCAGAAGUGACUACAAUGAAGAAAGCAAGCUUGGGAGUCAAAAAUGUCAGUCUUUCAUCUGCUGAGCAUUUUCCAAAACACUUGGAAAAUAUAUUUCUAAGGAUUUUUCAGGAAAGCAUACUUGCUUGUCUGAGAAUGAAAGGAAUUUCUCUGUAAUGCAGAGAAAUGUGCCUCUAAUCACUUGAAAACUUCUGUUCCUAUUCUGCAUGUGGCUUGUAUUUUCCAUCUUGUUGUCAGUUCUGUUACACCUUAAAGUUAUUUGGUGCCUUUUUACUGUGCUAACAGAUAUGUGCCUACAGGUCUUGUAACAUAAUGAAACCAUGGGAAGCACGUGUGUAUCUUUGUGUCACAAUAUCGUGUGAGUCUGGGUGGAAGGGAGAGUAAGUAGUCAAGUCAGUGGGAAGAAAGAACACUCUGUUUUUAAUCAAUCACAAAACAGCCGGGGCUGUCUCCUGUGUUGACUGACUCAUUCCUUGUCACAUUUGUUCAAAUACAGUCAGGUUCUCUAGGGAAUGCAGAUGCCAUUACUAGAGAAGGAUUAUACUUGGUAUGCCCUGUUUUCAAGAAUCUGUGCAUUUGAAGCUGGAGAGCCUAAAUUCCCAGUUCCUGAAAGCUGAUGCAGCUCUGAGGGGUUCUGCAGGGAACUCAUUCAAGCACCCAUGGGAAAUACUCUAUUCUGAGGAUUGUAACCAUUACUUGUUUACUUAACCUGAAUGUGAACACUUUGUAUCCUGCCUCUGCUGAAGACACCUUGUAACUGACAGGUUACAAUUGCUGUGCAUUCACUAAUGUGUAUCCUGGGUUUUCCCUCUGUUAUAUUCUAGAGGGGAAAUUUUCACUUUGCAAUUUGAUUACAAAUUAAAAAUGUGCUAAUACA
Molecule: messenger RNA, 3045 nt
Organism: Pogoniulus pusillus (Red-fronted tinkerbird)
Lineage: Eukaryota; Metazoa; Chordata; Aves; Piciformes; Lybiidae
Gene: ALDH6A1
Product: aldehyde dehydrogenase 6 family member A1
Exons: 12
Coding region: 87-1700 (537 amino acids)
Biological process (GO): thymine catabolic process; L-valine catabolic process
Cellular component (GO): mitochondrion
Molecular function (GO): methylmalonate-semialdehyde dehydrogenase (acylating, NAD+) activity; malonate-semialdehyde dehydrogenase (acetylating, [NAD(P)+]) activity
Source: RefSeq, a predicted model, not a curated record